This is a messenger RNA of Bursaphelenchus okinawaensis, 600 nucleotides long. The record is from the annotation of a GenBank genome assembly. Lineage: Eukaryota; Metazoa; Nematoda; Chromadorea; Rhabditida; Aphelenchoididae.
AUGUUUUUAAAAUUGACUGUGUUGACCGUACUGGCUACUGUAGCUACAGCCCAACUCUUUAAUUAUGGUCAAGGUAUUGGUGGAAUGGCUGGUCCAAACGCCGGACUAGGAGCUGGUGCAAUUAAUCCCAAUGUUGGUAUGGGUAUCAAUGGUUAUAAUUCUGGUCUGAAUACUGGACUAAAUGGUGGACUCGACCGUGGACUGAAUGGUGGAACCACUAGACUAAAUGGCGGUCUUGACCGUCGACUGGGUGGCGGACUAAACGCUGGCUUAGAACGCGGACUUGGCGGAGGACUAAAUAGUGGACUAGAGCGUGGAUUAGGUGGACUAGAAGGCAGAAACGCUGGAUUCGGAAACCAAUUCCCAGAAGAUCGCCGUCAUGGAUCUCGUGGAGAUCGUUAUGGCUACGAGCGGCGUCCAGAAGGCUUCGAACAUCACGGUCGGUUCGAGGAACGUGGUCGUUAUGAAGGUAGACCAGACCGUUUCGAUGGCAGGCCAGAUGGUUUUGGCUAUGGCAAUGGAAGAGUCGGCUUCGAACAACAAGUUUAUGGAAAUGGAAUGAGUGGAUUCCAGAGACCUGGCUUCGGUCUUGGACGUUAA